This is a messenger RNA of Babesia bigemina, 366 nucleotides long. RefSeq lists its product as hypothetical. The coding region runs from base 1 to 366 and encodes 121 amino acids. NCBI's taxonomy places the organism in Eukaryota, Apicomplexa, Aconoidasida, Piroplasmida, Babesiidae. The transcript has a single exon. The record is from RefSeq and is a predicted model, not a curated record.
AUGGCAUUGGUCACCACUUUGGUCAUCACGUUGGUCAGCACUUUGGUUACAGCAUUGGUCAGCACAUUGGUCACCACCUUGGUCAUGGCGUUGGUCAACACGUUGGUCACCACGUUGGUCAGCACAUUGGUCAGGUGCUUGGUCACCACGUUGGUCAUGGCAUUGGUCAGCACCUUGGUCAGCACCUUGGUCAUGGCAUUGGUCAACACGUUGGUCAACACGUUGGUCAACACAUUGGUCAGCACUUUGGGCAGCAUCUUGGGCAGCACUUUGGUUAUGACAUUGGUCACCACUCUGGUCAUCACGUUGGUCAGCACGUUCGUCAACACAUCAGUUAACUACUACACAAUCACAUACAACAAUUAA